AUUUUAUUCAUUCUUAACAGGAUUUAAAAAAAAAAAAAAAGAAAAGUAACAUAGGAAAAGUAAUGAUUAAUCCAUUCUGUAAGAAAAAAGAAGAAAUCUGAUUGUGAACUUACUGGUAUUAUCUAACCAGUAUAAAUAGAAGUGCACUCAGAGAAGGCAUAGAAUGACAAACCCAUGAAUUGUUAGGGCAUGUUGAGUUGGUUCUGUCAAUGCCUGCAGUCAGAUGAUUUCACUGGCUGUACAAGAUGAAAUCUCAUAUUUCAAUGUUUAAGUAAAAGUGUCAAAGUUCAGCUGGAGCAGGGACGAAUACAGAACAAAUUUUGUGUGUAUUUGUAACUAGGGCACCAGAGCAAUAGAGGAAGCCAAAAUGAGCCGGAAAAACAAAAGGAGUUUAAAGGAGAAAUUUUCCUUGAAGAACAGCCUGGUUAAAGAAGCCCUCUCAGAGUUCCUGGGAACUUUUAUACUGAUAGCCCUGGGCUGUGGCUGCGUGGGCCAGGCCGUGCUGAGCCGCGGGGCGCACGGCGGGCCCAUGACGGUGUCGGUGGGCUUUGCCAUGGCAGUCACCAUCGCGGUCUACGUGUCCGGGGGCGUUUCUGGUGGUCACAUAAACCCAGCUGUUUCAUUAGCCAUGUGCGUGACUGGAAGAUUAAAAUGGACCAAAUUACCAAUUUACAUAUUAGCACAAUUCCUGGGAGCAUUCGUUGGAGCAGCGGCUGUCUUUGGGAUUUAUUACAAUGCCUUUAUGGAGUACAGUGAUGGAAAACUUGAAGUCACAGGACCAAAUGCAACAGCACAAAUCUUUGCAACAUAUCCAGCUCCCUAUCUGACCCUCGUAAAUGGAUUUGCAGAUCAGGUGAUGUCAACAGCUGUUCUUCUUCUGGCUAUAUUUGCUAUUUUUGACACCAAAAAUAACAGCGUACCCAAGGGCCUGGAGCCAAUUGCAGUAGGACUUCUUAUAAUUGUUCUUACUUGCUCCUUGGGAAUGAACAGUGGCUGUGCCAUGAACCCAGCCAGGGAUCUUGGCCCAAGGCUCUUCACAGCCAUUGCAGGAUGGGGGAUGGAAGUAUUCACGGCUGGUAAUAAUUGGUGGUGGGUUCCUAUAGUUGCACCUCUGCUGGGAGGUGUACUUGGAGCAAUGAUCUAUGUCAUUUUUAUUGAAAUUCAUCACUCGGAUCCUCAGCCAGGAGAAGAAAAUGAUGUGCAUGCUAAAUAUGAAUUGAGCAAUAUGGCAUAAGAAGUGAAGAAUUUUCUCUGUUAUUGUGUUGUGCAGUUUUUAUGCAAAUGGUUGUUUGGACCACUGUAUGAAACCCAUAUGUCUCGACUAGAAACUCACCUUUCAAAGCAGAAAUUCUGUAUAGAAGUUCAAAAGAGAAGACUUUCCAUGAAACAUUGGGCUGAUCACAUUCAAAAUUAGUAUCUUGAGUAUGGGAAGGCUAAAUUGUCCUUUUCAUACGGCUUUUAGGUCAAGUUAUCCUAGAUGCAAUUGUAGUGAGAUGAUGCACUGACCUGUUAAUUCAACUCAUAUGAUCUUAAUCAUGCUGUCUAAUUAACUGAAAAUAGUUAAGAUAUCGAUACAAAACUGCAUGCAUAGCUAGUUAAGGAGUUCAGUGCUGAAUCAAUGUGCAAGAGCAGCGCUCACUUCUUAAGAAUGGCUUGCCUAAACAUUUAAAACAAUAAUCAAAUUGGUUAAAUGGUAAUUGAAACACUUUAAAAUAACUUUACUAAAGUUUAUGGAGCCACUAUUGAUCAGCAAGAAAUCAACUCCUCAGUGAUUAAGUUUAGUAAUUCACAAUAUGAUCAUGAAAGGUAAAAACUGCUUGUUGUAAGCACCAAAGAGACAAAGGGUAACUUCUGCACAGGGUCUUCAUAGCAUUAAUGCUUAGUUAUUUUUAGAUUAUUUACUUGACCUUUAUGCUACCCAAUAUUAAAAGCCUUAUGUAGAAUACUAAUCUGAAUCUCUUCCGCUGUGCUUUCUGGAUACAAUUCAUUCCUGUGGAGAUGGCCCAGCAAGGGGCUGAUGCUGUGCAGAGGUCAGCACAAAGCCUAGGUCUGUAUAAGCUUUAAAGAGUCCUGCUGCUGCUGAUUUAUGUAGGUGGAUUUCAUCGACAUUGUGGGAGCAAUUGUUAAUGUGGGAGCAGUAAUUAAAAUAAGAAACUGGUCUCAGAGCUAGUCCUAGAUCUGAAUUCCCCAAGGAAGUUCUGAUGUGGGGGUUAUCUCUCAUUAAAGAGAAAUGGUUGGACAUAUACCCCUUCCUAAAAAUCUAGCCUUGAAAAUGAAAUUAUUUCUGCUUAGUGAAUGUAUUCAGUUAAAGCAAAGUUUAUUUCUAUUAUGUAUAAUCUCUCCAUGGUGGUGGUGAUCAUGAAUAAACAGACAUCCAAUUCA
Molecule: messenger RNA, 2382 nt
Organism: Passer domesticus (house sparrow)
Lineage: Eukaryota; Metazoa; Chordata; Aves; Passeriformes; Passeridae
Gene: AQP9
Product: aquaporin 9
Exons: 6
Coding region: 368-1234 (288 amino acids)
Biological process (GO): glycerol transmembrane transport; water transport
Cellular component (GO): plasma membrane; basolateral plasma membrane
Molecular function (GO): glycerol channel activity; urea transmembrane transporter activity; water channel activity
Source: RefSeq, a predicted model, not a curated record